Messenger RNA from Cucurbita pepo subsp. pepo (vegetable marrow), 1198 nucleotides. RefSeq lists its product as uncharacterized. NCBI's taxonomy places the organism in Eukaryota, Viridiplantae, Streptophyta, Magnoliopsida, Cucurbitales, Cucurbitaceae. The record is from RefSeq and is a predicted model, not a curated record.
AUCCGAGUCGUUAACACUUCCAUCUUCGGAAGCUUCUUUCAUUUCUUAUUUCUCUUCCCCAUGUUUGAGAUUUCCUUGCCAAAUUCGCAUCAAAUUACCAUUUUCCUUCCGAGAUUCGACUUGGCUCGAGAGAAUUCCUGUAAUUAGUGCCUUAUUCCACUCGUGAGCUUCAGGAAUUUCCAUGGAUUUCGAUUUUGAUUUCGAUUUCGAUUUCGGGAAGAAGCGCCUCCAAGUUCUGGUGUUCAUCAUCGGCAUCAUCUCCCUCAGUUUCACAGCGGAGAAAUGUCGACAUCUGGUCGGGGAGGAAGCGUCGUCCCAGAGUGGAAAGUUCACAUUCUUGAAUUGUCUUGAUAUGGGUUCUGGGUCUGUUGCUUGUGGUGUGAAGGAGGGGGUGAAGCUCUACUUCUACAACAUCCAAUCGGCCCAUGUUGAGAGAGCACGACUCAAAGCUCUCGAGAUGACAUUGGCCGAUGCAGUAGCGCAGGGAAUGUCUGCAAAAGAAGCAGCAAAACACGCACAAAAAGAGGGAGUCAAGGCAGCAAAGCUGGCAAAGAGACAAGCGAAACGCAUCAUCGGGCCGAUCAUCUCUUCUGGAUGGGAUUUUUUCGAAGCGUUAUACUAUGGUGGUUCCGUCACAGAAGGCUUCCUCAGGGGCUCAGGGACACUUUUCGGUGUCUAUGGGGGCGGUUUCAUUGGCGAGCAAAGGCUCGGGAGGUUCGGGUACCUCGUAGGAAGUCAUUUAGGUAGUUGGGUUGGAGGUAGAAUAGGACUCAUGGUAUAUGAUGUUGUCAAUGGAAUGCAUUUCCUGCUCAAUUUUGUUGAAGGUGAAGAAGAAAGUGUAGUCCAUGAAAAGGCAGCUUACGUCGAAAACGAAGCUUCGGACGACUCCCUUGUUAACGAAGCUCCUAUUUCCACGAACUCCGAAGGUUCUGAAGAAUCAUACAACUAUGAAUCUUCGCCGUCUGAUGGUUCUGUAGAUUAUGAAAACUCCGAGUCUAGGUGACGUAAUUUUCUUUAUGGUUGGUUGAAUUAGAAUCAAGAAUGUGAGAAAAAUAGGGUUCGCUUGCUUUACAAACACAUUUUUAGAUGUUCUUUCAUGCUCAUGAACGUAGAAAACUGUUAUUUCAAGACUCCAAUUUCAGAAGCCAUGGGAAUUGGAAAUUUAUAGAACACUUGAUACUCAUUUUGGUUUGAUUCG